Sporothrix brasiliensis 5110 is the source of this 1590-nucleotide messenger RNA. RefSeq lists its product as uncharacterized. The coding region runs from base 1 to 1590 and encodes 529 amino acids. Gene Ontology annotation, cellular component: nucleus; membrane. Gene Ontology annotation, biological process: protein phosphorylation. Gene Ontology annotation, molecular function: protein kinase activity; ATP binding. NCBI's taxonomy places the organism in Eukaryota, Fungi, Ascomycota, Sordariomycetes, Ophiostomatales, Ophiostomataceae. The transcript is spliced from 4 exons. The record is from RefSeq and is a predicted model, not a curated record.
AUGGACCGAGUAAGCCGGUCUCGUCCACCGGCGGCAUCGUCAUCCGCUCUUGGAAAACGAUCCCGGGACACCACAGACCACCAGGUAUUGAAGCCGCCGAAACAUCCGAGGCUCGUUGGCCCUUCCAGCGAAUCGAAAGCUGCGGCUCCAUCGACGCAGCAUACGGGUGCCUCUGCCACCGUGAGCAUUGGGGCGACUCUGGGCCGAUUUACGCGGCAACUAGGGCAGGGAGCAUCUGGCAUCGUCGUGGAGGCCAAGAGAAAGAGGCGCGUUGUCGCGAUCAAACUCUUUGCGAAGGGCGACGAGGCGGCCAAAAACGAGCGGAAGAUGCUGCAAAGGUUACGAGAGAACGACGGAGAGAAGCAGGGCAAGUGUAUCCGCUUGCUUGACUACUUUCGACAUGACGGUGUUGACUGCAUCGUCAUGCCUUGCUGCCCCAUAAGCCUCUCUCGAUUUCUCACAGAGAACGGCGGGAUGCCUUUUCCAAUGAGCCACAUCCAGAGUGUUGCUCGCCAGCUGCUGGCGGCCACCUCCUUCCUACAAACAUUGACGAUGAUCCACACCAACAUAAAACCGGACAACAUACUCUUAUGCAACGACGCAUACCAGACAUUCGUGUACAAGCGGCAACACCAACGGCGUGUGCUGUACAGCACUGAGAUUCGCUUGGCUGAUUUCGGCUCGUCGGCUGUCGAAAAAGACACACGUACGAAGCUCGUGACGACGUGCUACUAUCGAGCUCCCGAAGUUAUCUUAGGUCGGCGCUGGUCGUAUGCAAUCGACGUGUGGAGUGUCUACUACGUCUCCGGCCUCUUCAUACACCUCUACGUCACAAUAUACCUCCUCGAAGGUGACCCGACUCCGAAUCGACCUGUCGUUGUGAUCUGGGCCGUUACGCUGGUUUUGGAAAUCUCGAUUUUUACCGUCAAUGUCAUUCGCCUGACUGACCGCCACCAAGUUCUACGCAACAUUGUCCCAGGCGUAUGGACGAUCGCUUACGGACCUGAUACGUGGGACUAUGUCGACAUUUCGAUUAACGCGUUCCGACUUAUCGUUCUCCUGUUCCUCCUUGGCGUUCAUACCUUGAUUGCAUAUUCACGAAGCAACGUCCGCGAAAAGUCAAACGACGACGAUUCAGAAACAGCCCAGUCGGACGAGACAAUGCCACUUUUAGGAGCGACCGACGGGCCGGCCAACGGGUCUGCCAACGGAACGACCAAGAGACCGUCUAGGGAUUCUACAGAAAGCUCCGCCAACGGUUCUAGCAGCUCCUCCGAGACCCUAGUAGACGGUACCACGCCCGGCGCUUCACCAGCCGAAGAGACCGCCUUUUAUCGGCCACGAAAGCUUCCCCACAAGACUUGGUGGGAAUACUUGACCAGUUACUCAUUAUUCUUCCCUUAUCUCUGGCCAAGGGACUCAGCAAGGUUGAAACGCGUCGUUGUCGUAUGUUUCCUGAUCCUCAUUGUUCAGCGUAUUGUGAACUUCUUGGUUCCUAACCAAAUUGGCCACAUCACCGAUGCCUUUGAAGCUGGGACGGGAAUGCCGUGGGUUGAGAUCUUGAUCUUUAUCUUUUACAAGGUCUUGUAG